CCUCCGCUGUGCGCGCGCGCCCCCCCUAGCCACCCCGCGCACCCAGGGCUGCCCGCAGCGUGCAGCGCCGCCCCUGUUAGCCCGGAAAUGAGAGUUGCCCGCGUGAAAAAUGGCCCAGAACCCGCUGAGCACGGCCUUCAGCUUAGGGGCUGCCUUAGCUGCCGCGACGCGCCGCCGGCUGGCCUUCGCCCGACUUUUACCUUUUGCCCCUUUACCCCGCGGUGACGGUACUGCGUUUCGGCGCGGGCUGCAUGCUGGGCGAGUAGGCGAUUCUGCCGAGUGGGAGCUCACACGCACAGCCGGGGGCUCCAUCGUGAACACGCACGGCCGGGUCAACCGAUCUUUCUUUCCGGGCGUCGCCGGCAUGGCGCGUCCACUUUCUUUCUGGGCGUCGCCGGCAUGGCGCGCCCACUUUCUUUAUCAUUGGCGGGUCGAGCCCGGAACACGGACGGUACCCAUACUCGGGCAUCGAGUGGUGCGCGUUCGGUGGUAUCCGGCCCGUUUCCUGAAGUUCUGCCGCCGGCAUGGCGGCGAGCCUCAUCUGCCUGCGACCGGACCGACCCUACGGAGCGGAGCCGGUCUCGACCUGGGAGGCGUUGGGGGCGGCGGCAUGCCGCCCCCCGUAGCCCUGGCCGCGCCGGCCGAGCUUUCGUAGGCCCUCCGAAUCGCUGGGGCAUCCAUUGAACCCAUUAGUUCCGUUCCGACGAGUUAUUGUCAAGGGCCGUCUGGGCGGGUCGGAGCUCUCGCUCCCCGCUCCAGGAUUGCUCGGCCUGGUGUGCGAGGGCAUCUCUCUCACCACUUGAUUUCCGGCUCGUCGUAAAGGAGGAGCCAGCGGCCAGUUCCACAUCCUGACGGGGGUCGUCCCAAAAGAAGGGGGGGCGUGCGAGUCCCUGUGACUCAGCCCUUGCGUCCUAGUCCAGCCGGACGGGUGGGCCCGGGGGGAGCGGGAGGGGUACGGGG
Pelagomonas calceolata is the source of this 960-nucleotide messenger RNA. The record is from the annotation of a GenBank genome assembly. NCBI's taxonomy places the organism in Eukaryota, Pelagophyceae, Pelagomonadales, Pelagomonadaceae.